GUUCCACAUGACAACAAGAGCAAGGCGGCUUUUGGGAGACACACACUCACUCUCACCGCUUCUCACUUUGUUGUUCCUCUCGCCUCUCCCAGCAGAACACCAUGGCCACUGCAGCCACCGCCAGCACCCCUGCCAUGGCCACCCCCCCGAGGCGCCCCCUACAGUGCCGGUGACAAAGGUGGUGGUACAUCCUCUGGUGUUGCUCAGCGUGGUGGAUCACUUCACCCGUAUGACAAAGAUCGGGUCAACGCGGCGAGUGGUUGGCGUCCUUCUUGGCUCAUGGAGGGGCCGGGGAGUCCUUGAUGUCUCCAACUCCUAUGCUGUUCCGUUUGAUGAGGAUGAGAAGGACAAAUCAGUUUGGUUCCUGGACCACGACUACUUAGAGAACAAGUAUAAUAUGUUCAAAAAGGUGAACGCCAGAGAGAAGAUCGUUGGCUGGUACCACACCGGCCCCAAACUGUACCAGAACGACAUUGCCAUAAAUGACCUGGUCCGCCGCCACUGUGGAACCUCUGUGCUGGUUAUCAUCGAUGCCCACGCCUCCAACAUUGGCCUGCCCACUGAGGCUUACUAUAGCGUGGAGGAGGUACAUGAUGACGGGACCCCAACCACAAAAACCUUCGAGCACGUAGCCAGCGAGAUCGGGGCGGAGGAAGCGGAGGAGGUGGGAGUGGAGCAUCUACUGAGGGACAUCAAGGACACAGUGGUGGGAUCCCUGGGCCAGCGGAUCACCACACAGCUGCUGGGUCUGAGAGGUCUACACAAGCAGCUGAGUGAAGUGGCCAAUUAUCUCCAGCAGGUGGUGGCCGGGACGCUGCCAGUCAACCAUACUAUUGUUUAUCAUUUGCAGGACAUGUUCAACCUCCUCCCGGACGUCACCAACCCAGCACUCAUCAAGUCCCUCUACGUCAAGACCAACGACCAGAUGCUUGUCGUGUACCUGGCCUCCCUCAUCCGGUCCAUCAUUGCCCUUCACAACCUCAUCAAUAACAAGUUGGCUAACACUGAUGCUGAGAAGAAGGAAGGGAAGGAGAAGGAGAAGAAGGAUGGAGAUAAGGACGGCAAGAAGGAGGACAAGGACAAGGAGGAGAAGGAGAAAGACAAGAAGGAUGAGAAGAAAUAGUUUGGGGUGUGGGUUUGUUUGUGUAUGUGUGAGAGAGACUGUGUGUGUGUGUGUGUGUGUGUGUGUGUGUGUGUGUGUGUGUGUGUGUGUGUGAGAACUAAUACAAUAACUAUAUAUAGCAAAACAUGUGCAAACAAUAAAAGAAAUACAAAAAAAACAAGGUAUGCAUUUCUUGUGCAGGAAGGAAAGAGAAAGAAAAGCAAUAUAAAGAGGGCAAUUUUCUUCUUUUCUAAGUCUGAGGUUAAAUACAAGAAUUAGUUAAGUUAGGAAGGAGAGAAGUUCUAUUUACUAAUGUGGGAUGUUUACUAGUAAAAUCAUUCUGAA
Molecule: messenger RNA, 1447 nt
Organism: Portunus trituberculatus (swimming crab)
Lineage: Eukaryota; Metazoa; Arthropoda; Malacostraca; Decapoda; Portunidae
Gene: Rpn8
Product: 26S proteasome non-ATPase regulatory subunit 7-like
Exons: 6
Coding region: 8-1123 (371 amino acids)
Biological process (GO): proteasome-mediated ubiquitin-dependent protein catabolic process
Cellular component (GO): proteasome regulatory particle; proteasome complex
Molecular function (GO): metallopeptidase activity; protein binding
Source: RefSeq, a predicted model, not a curated record